AUGGAGCAGCCUCCGAGCCUCGCCACGAGUGCGAGCCCGCCGCAUUUCCGCCAGCCCGCUGCCUCGAGUGCUUGCGGGCCUUCGCUCCGCAUGCCCGACCCACGGGAUCCCCAGCCCUUCGGCAAGCGGAAGGCCGACGGAGCAGUGGAUGCUCCUGACAAGCGGCGCCGCGUUGCUGUGCCCGACCACCUUGCCAACAUUCUCCCGCCUGUCGCAGGCCUGCCUGGGCACAUCUGGCAGAAUGUUUUUCUUUACCUCCCUCCCGUUUCUCUCGGUCGACUGUUGCAGGUCAACCGCGCUUUCCAUACUCUCCUCACCCGCGUUGAUGAACCCGACCAAGGUUCACAUCCCCUUUCUCCCUCGCUGUCCAUCGUCAGCUCUGAGUCCAUCUGGUCCUCCGCGCGCAAGACGUACUUUCCUACCAUUCCCCGGCCACUGCUCGGUCAAUCUGAGCUGAGCAUGUGGCGCUUGCUGAAAGGCCGACGCUGUCAGUUCUGUGGCAAGAGCCAACACUCCGAGCCGCACCCUGCCAGUACGUGGGAGGGAGGCCCGGGGACUGAUGGCGUUCGUGUCAUUUGGUCCUUUGGCAUACGCUCGUGCGGGAGAUGCUUGGAAGAGCGCUCACAACCGGAGAAAAAUCUGCUUUUCACUGUCUCCUCUACCGCUCUUCUCGCGGCUUUGCCUUGCCUCUUCGUCACGCAGAGUCUGCAUGCCAUCGCCUCGAGCACAUUGAGUUCUACUUCCAUCCCACCCACCGUCACCUUGUACAAGUGGUACUAUAGAGCACACGUGCAAGACAUCACCCGUCAGUUCGAGGAAGUACGGGUACUUGGGCCUGCUGCUGGCGAGGAGUGGUUCAAAGGGCUUGAGGAUAUGGGUCGAAGGAGGAUUGCAGACGCAGAGCGAUGGGAGAGAUGGGAGCGCAAAGGCGGUUUCCACGACCUGUGUCUACCUAAAAGACAAACAGUGUCACCUCCGACCAUCGCCUCCAGCAGUCAGCAGCCACCGACCGCUACAUAUACGUUCUCCAGACAACUGCCGAUGAACGGUGUCCCACGAGCUGGUGAGUUGGCCCCUCUCGACCCCUUUGGGCCCAAUCGUGCAUACUGCACGUUGGCAAUGCUUAGUCCGGCAUGCCCGGGAUUUGUUGGACCGUCCACGCACUGCGAGGAUACUGACUGCUGCCCUCUUCAAGUUGCCUCUGCCUCAUGCUCUUCACAAUACCCUGGCACUACAGCAGAGCAGCCAAUGGCACCACAAAGCCUGUCUCCCGGAGCAUCCCAUCUUCGUCCUGAGCGGAGCAUUCGUGAUGCGAACGAAGCCAAAGCCGCCCGCAAGAGUGAGAUUGAACGUCGUUGCCAGGAACUGAAUCCUUCGAUCUCUCCAAACGUGUUGCGACACAUGAAGGCCUUUCAAGCCGCGUGUCAGAUUUCUUCGCCCUUGACCGAAAAGGCGUGGGAAAUGCUUAAGCCUCGGCUAGAAGCUCAGCGGGACGAAGCGGAAAAGGUUGAGCAUGAACGCGCAGCCCAAAUGGCUGCGUUGCAGGUCAAGCUUGAGGACCGGCGUCAGCAGGACGCUAGUAUGAAAGAAGUCCGCGAGGUGCUGGAACGUGAAUGGGAGGAAGUGCAAAGACCGGUCCGCGAAAAACUGGGCGGCUACGCCGACGAGAUUACCAAUCGUGACUGGAUGGAUGGCCGUUCGCUUUCCAAGGACAAUUGCCCACAGUUCGCUGCUGAUCUCUUGAUUGAAAUUCGUAGCCGAUUCUAUGCCGACCUUGCCCUGGAGGACGAAGAUACGCUAGCUGCUGGACAGGAGAUCCGUGAGGACCCUCCUACUGGACCCCCUACCCGGCGAUUGCUUCUGGAGAAUAUGAAAUGGGUAUUUGAUAACAAGAUCAAACCGCUGACCGAACAGUUUCGUAAGGAGCUCUUUCUCUGCAAUGGUGAGGGUUGUGAGGGCAAUCCGAAAUGGUACGGCUUCGAAGGUAUCAUUCAGCACUAUGGCGCCAAGCACACCACUGCUUUCAGUGUUGGCAACGUCGUAGUUUGCUGGAAAGAGGCCGACUGGCCAGAGGAGCCCCCAUUUCAUCCGGACCCUUCCAAGGCCAGAUAUGGAUUCUACAAUGGUUACCCCUCGUCCUCAACGGCCGGCCAAGGCCAAGCAGCCCAGCACGCUUACCCAAACUACUCUUACGGCGGGUAUCCUCAAGGUGCAACUUCCAUGCCGCCAACCAGUUCGCGCACGCCUCAUCCUUUCGCUCAGUCUAGCCCGGGACCUUACGGCCAAUAUGGAGCCACCAAUGGGCCCUUCCCGCCCCCCGCGGCCACUGGUGCUAACUUCUACGGCCCUCGUCAUGGCCCCCCGCAGCCCUACGGCCCACCUCCCGGUUCCAUACCGCCCUACGCAGGCUCUUCGCAAGCGCAAUGGCAUGACAACUCAUACGUUUAUGACAGCUACGCGUCGUUCCAGCCGUCGACAGGGCCUACAUUCGCUCCCCCUGGGUCUAAUUUUGGUCCUCCUAUGCCGGGCUAUGAGGGUCAAUUUGGCCCACAGACAGCUGCAUCCGGAUCCUAUGGACCAUACCGCGGUGGCUCCUCCCACGGAACUCCCCCGGCACCUCCAGCUCCAGAAUCCAGAGGACCCUUGCCAACGAAUGUGUAUCGGGAUCAAUUGAAGGUGCUAACAGAUGUGGCCAGAGACUACUGGACAUCCACAUCCGGAGUCAAAGGCUUGCCUCCGAGUGUGAGGCUCUCUGUGGUAAUUUACCACAUCUUGUACCACUUCAAUCUGCGGUUCGGUAUCGAACCCAGCUUGGAUCUUUUUGCUGAUGCUCUCGAUUCUCAUCACUCUAUGCAUCCUCUCAAUGCUGUUGCUGGUCUUCGUUGUAGAGCUUGUGCGUUGGGAUUUCAUAACCACGCUCCUACUUUCAAUUCUUCUUCUUCUUCCUCCCACUCUUCUGAGAGGAAUUUCUCUACUCUUCUAUCUUUGAUUCUUCAUUUCAAGUCUGAACAUAUGGAAAGAGCAGUGCUCGGAGCACAUGAUGUCAGCCCGGGACCGCAGCUUGAGUGGAAAAAAGACAUGAUCGAGCUUCCCGACGACAGUGUGGUCUCCGCACUUGUCCAAAGUCCUGGAAUGGACGAUCACAAGCUCCGGAUCAUCGCCGAAGCUUUCCCAACACUAUUCCCGUCUCCCCUUCCACACAUAGGUAUUGUGCCCGAUGAACCUGUCGAGAGCGAGAUGCCGGUAGCCAACCCGGCGCGGGAUCCUUCUCCAGCACGGCGCAGGUUCGCAGGUGAUCAUACGGAGCACCGUCAAGAACAACGUCCAGAGCCCACGCCAACACCACGCGCUCGAGCGGCACGUGUCUCUGGCCCUGGUUAUGAAGACUCCCCGGCGGCUCGCUCUCCGAUGGCCCCUCCUACCGCACCUCCCUCGGGUGACGGUGAAUACGACUCUCGCCGCCCCCCUUUCGAACUGGAUGAACAUAGAGCAUCGCGCCGUCCUAUGGAAUAUCCCUACAGCCCCCCUCGGGGCGAUCGUAGGAUGCGGGCAGUGUACUAUGACGAGCCUCGGUAUUACGUUGCACGAGAUUAUGAAGACCAUGGUUACCCAAGCCGUCGCCCCGAUAACUACGUCCCUCUCAGCCCUGCCGCCUCACGGCGCUAUUCCUACUAUGGCCGCGUGUACGAGGAAACCUGGGAUCGACCUAGGCGAGAGGAGCGGCACGCUUCCGAACGGGACACUGAGACACAAGAGCGUGUUCCCACGCGCGCUGGACUGCGAUACCUCGACCGCCCAGAGCUCAGCACUGCUCCUUCGCCAAUCAAUGCAGUCCGCCCAGAAUCCCGUCAGGGAAACAACGAGAACCACGAUGACAGUAGCGUCAAACAGGAGCCGCGCAGUCCUAUGCCGCCUGACGUGGAGGCAGCUGCAGAUCGAUUCCUGGACGACCUGGCCACCGGAGAGCGGGUACGCGAGUACGUGUCCCGAGCUGCUCGUGAUGAAGAGGAGAUGGAAAAUGUGGAAAACAGGACGCGGCAGCAUUCGCGAGCCCCGAACGAACCACCAAACCGUCCGGAUGAGGCCGCGGGCGCACGCGCAUCACGAGCAAACUCGGUACGAGGCAAUGGUGGGCGAUCGACAGCUGAGCCAGAGCCUUCCAUGCGUCGUUACUCUCAAGGGCCAAGACACCACAGAGAUGAGGAUUUUGGUUCGAUGCGGCGUCGGGAGUCGGAGUCACGUCGCUACACUUAUGCACCCUCCCGCUACCGCCGAGUGAGCAUGUACCACGAUGAGCCCUAUCAUUACGGUCAUCGUCUCGUGCCUCCACGUAGUAGUAGGUACGGACGGUACGAGGCAGCUCGUCGCCAGCUGGAACAAUCAAAGUCGCCAACAAGGGAGGGAACAAGCAUUCCUGAGCAGAGGCAGCGAUCAGAGCGCCGCAGCCCCGAGCCGCCAGUGUACGACGCGCGUUACGAACCACAUUACCCGGCUCACCCGCCGUCGCGAGACUAUGUGCAGUACGACGACCGAGAUCGCUACUCACCCGGCCCUCCGCCGGGUUAUCGCUAUGCCGAGGCACCUCCUCCACCUCCAGCUUACGUCAACGAAUACGGCGAGGUGGUCGAGUACGUCCGCAUCGACGACCCAUAUCAUGAUCACAGAUACAUCCAGGGGCCGCCUUCGGAUGGGCAUAGGCGUUACGUUGAGUACCUACCGUACGAACGUCAGCGGAGGUAUGAGCCUGUCCAUGACGAUAGGCAUUACGUCUACUAUCCUGAGCGAAGGCCUUACUAUGCUGAUCAUGAGGCACAUCCUUACCACUCGGGACGCGAGGGCCGUGAUUACGAAGUGGGUUCUUCUGUCCCGCCGCUAGCACAGGCGCCAGGCCCAACGCCCAGAGAGCGAGACGGGGAGAGAAGGAGGGAAAGUGCAUUCACGGAAGAUGCGGCUUAA
Messenger RNA from Diplodia corticola, 4956 nucleotides. Its product is annotated as f-box domain skp2-like protein. NCBI's taxonomy places the organism in Eukaryota, Fungi, Ascomycota, Dothideomycetes, Botryosphaeriales, Botryosphaeriaceae. The coding region runs from base 1 to 4956 and encodes 1651 amino acids. The transcript is spliced from 3 exons. Gene Ontology annotation, molecular function: protein binding. The record is from RefSeq and is a predicted model, not a curated record.